AUGACUAUGAUUGAAACCGAUCCAAGUCGAAUAUUAGAUGGUUGGGAAGAAGAUUUGUUUACUGAGUCUGAUGCUGAAGAAAUUGCUCCACCGACUCAUUAUGAACCUGAAGAUAAGUGGAGAGAUAUAAUUCAAGAUUCUUUUGAUUUUAGUGAUUCUCAAUCUCAAACCCUGAUUCGAGAAAUUAAAUUUGAAAAUAAAUUAAAGAGAAAAGAUUCACAAGAACUGAUUCAAGAAGUUAUUAAUAACUCAUUUACAUUUAGUAAAACCAAUAAAAAUGAUUCGGAUGAUAAACUGGUUAAGGAAUUACAAGCUGAUGACCCUUCGUUGAUUGAUUCUUUUACAUUCAACUCCCAAAGCAAAAGUAUUGAAAAACCAAAGACUCAAGAGAAAUCAGAUCAAAGUUUAUUAUCAUUAAGUUCCGAAAAGAAAAUUGCAAAUUCGCAAGUACCCAAGGAUACAAAAGAAACAAGUUUUAAACCAUUGACAUCUGAUUCAUUUACAUUUAGUUCUGAUAAAGUAAAUAGUGAAAGACCUGAAAGAUUAGAAACUCCAAGAAUUAAAAGUAGUAUACCUGCUACAUUUACCAAUACUGAAAACAAAUCAAAAAUAUCAAAACUUAAAAUACAAGAAGCAAGUAAUAUAUGUUCCAUAAAUGACUCAUUUACAUUAUCAUCCUCAAAUAGAUCAAACAUCAAUAAAUUACCAAUUCAAAAGGUUAAACAAGAACAAAAAAGUAAUUUACUCAUAACUGGUUCAUUUAUACAUUCAUCUUCAAAUAAAACAAACAGUCAAAAAUCAAAAUGCAUAAAUCAAGGAUCUUCAUUUGAAUUUAGUGAUGAUGAAGAAAUAUGGCAUGUUGCAAAUGAAGUGAUAAAUUCAAGUGCAACUGCUAAUCAAGUUAAACGUCCAAUAAGUGAAGAAUUAAGAAAUAAAAAUAUAUUAUCAUUAACUUCAUCACCUUCACCAAUUAAAAAACCACCAACUAAAAGAAUAUGUAAAUACAUAGUCACAUCAUCAUCACCAAUCAAAUCAUCACAGAAAAGGACACCACAAAUAACACAAUCACCAGUUGAAUCAUAUAAUUCCUCAAAAUCACCAAUUAAAUCUUCAUCAUCUGAACUCAGUAUACGUUCAAAACGGUCACCACCACAAUUUACAAAACCAGAUUCCGCAGCUCCUUCUAACUCAUCAUCUUCUGGAUUUAAUUUACCUCCACCACAAUUUAAAAUACCAAAUUCUACAACUUCAAAAUCACCAUCUUCUGAAAUCAAUAUACCGCAACCUAUAUUAUCACCACAAUUUAAUAUCUCUUCAAAACCAGAUUCAUCAACUAUAUCAUCACCCCCGCAUAUACAACAAAGAAAUUUUUCAUCAGCAACUGAAAAGAAACGACAACAGAAUAAUCAAUAUCACACCUUACUAUUAGCAACUCAAAAACCAACACUCAACGAACCAAUACACUCAGAUUCACAAUCAUUAUUACCACAAAAGAAAGCAGUAAAACCAAUUGUUUUAUCAUUUGAACAAGAAUAUGUCCUUAAACAAGUUUUAUCCGGUACUUCGUUAUUUUACACUGGUUGUGCAGGUACUGGAAAAUCAGUUUUAUUAAAAUCGAUAAUUAAGGAGUUACGUAAUAAAUUUAGUUCUGGAGUUGCAGUUACAGCAUCGACUGGUUUGGCAGCUUGUAAUAUUGGUGGGAUUACAUUACAUUCAUUUGCUGGAAUGGGAUUAGCAAAUGGGAAAAUUGAGCUCUUGCUAAAAAAAGUUAAAAAAAACAAAAAGGCCGUCAAAAGAUGGAUAGAAACCAGAGUAUUAAUCAUAGAUGAGAUUUCAAUGAUUGACGGUGAAUUAUUUGAUAAAUUAAAUCAUGUAGCCAAAAAAUUGAGAAAGAAUGAUAAACCAUUCGGUGGGAUUCAAAUUGUUGCAUGUGGUGAUUUUUAUCAAUUACCCCCAGUUGUGAAAAAAGUUAACCCUGAUGGAAGUGAUAAUCUGGAUGUUAAAACGGUUUUCUCCUUUGAAUCUGAUUCAUGGGAGGAAUCGAUUCAACAAACAAUAAUAUUACAAGAGAUAUUCCGACAAAAGGGCGAUCAAACAUUUAUUGGAAUGUUGAAUGAAAUAAGAGAUGGUAAAAUAUCAACAGAUUCCUUAAUUGAGUUUUCAAAAUUACAAAGAGAUUUAGAUUGUUCAAAUGGUAUAUUACCUGCUGAAUUAUAUCCAACAAGACGUGAAGUGGAUGCUGCAAAUUCAAGAAGAUUAAAAUCUUUACCUGGUGAUGUAGUCAAGUAUAAAUCUAUAGACACUGGAUCAAUUCAAGAACCACAAAGAUCUCAAUUAUUGGGAAAUUUUUUAGCAAAUUCUGAAUUACAAUUAAAAACACAAGCACAAGUCAUGUGCAUUAAGAAUUUCGAUGAGGCUCUCGUCAACGGGAGCCUCGGACAAGUCAUUGACUUCGUCGAUCGAGAUACUUAUAUGAAAACAAAUUCAAAUGAGAUGAUUGAUUCAAUUAAAGAUGGAAAAUUAAAAGAUUUCAUAUUCAAUGAUGAUGAUAAAAUUGAAACUACUGGGGAGAUUGCAAGACCUGACACUGAAAAAGAUUCAAAACGAAAAUUAUCAGAUGAUUUAUUAGGUGAUUUUAAAAAUACAAGAUAUCCAUUAGUCAAAUUUUUAUUACCUGAUGGUGUUUCAACCAGAACAGUAGUUGUUGAACCUGAACAAUGGACAGUUGAAGAUGAAGAAGGAAAUGUAUUAUUAUCUAGAGUUCAAUUCCCAUUAAUGCUUGCUUGGUCAUUAUCAAUUCAUAAAUCUCAAGGUCAAACAUUAUCAAAAGUUAAAGUUGAUUUACGAAGAACUUUCGAAAAUGGUCAAGCUUAUGUUGCAUUAUCUAGAGCAACUUCAAGAAAUGGAUUACAAGUUUUAAAUUUUAAUGAAUCAAAAGUAAUGACACACCCAAAAGUUGUUAAAUUUUAUCAAUCUUUAACUAGAGCAAAUGAUCAUAAAUUGGGACAACAAAAAUUACCAUUUAAAUCAAGAUUGACUACAUCAACAGCUACCAUAUAA
Messenger RNA from Insectozyma verbasci, 3060 nucleotides. Lineage: Eukaryota; Fungi; Ascomycota; Pichiomycetes; Serinales; Debaryomycetaceae. The record is from the annotation of a GenBank genome assembly.